This is a messenger RNA of Leucoraja erinaceus (little skate), 2540 nucleotides long. Its product is annotated as fibroblast growth factor 18-like. Gene Ontology annotation, biological process: dorsal/ventral pattern formation; fibroblast growth factor receptor signaling pathway; limb morphogenesis. Gene Ontology annotation, cellular component: cytoplasm. The transcript has 5 exons. Lineage: Eukaryota; Metazoa; Chordata; Chondrichthyes; Rajiformes; Rajidae. The record is from RefSeq and is a predicted model, not a curated record. Gene Ontology annotation, molecular function: type 2 fibroblast growth factor receptor binding; growth factor activity; type 1 fibroblast growth factor receptor binding. Bases 1097 to 1723 code for a protein of 208 amino acids.
GAGUCUGAAGAAGGGUCUCGACCCGAAACGUCGCCUAUUUCCCUUGGCUCCAUAGAUGCUGCUGCACCCGCUGAGUUUUCUCCAGCAGUUUUUUGUCUACCUUUGAAUUACUCCAGCCCUCUGCGUCUAUCUUGGGUACAAACUAGCAUCUGCAGUUCCUUCCUAUUGCAACCUGAUGCAAAUUAAUUCCUAUUUCCACUUUCAUCUGUGUAGUUCUGCCCCUUUCCUUAAUCACACACACACACACAUACACACACAAAACCACGUAAGUUUACGAUGUUAUCGCAGGUACAAAUGAACUCACAUUCGCAGUUACCUCCCCUCGGGGAAAAAAAAAACGGACUAAUCGCUUCCCAUCAGAACAAGCCGCUGCCGAAAGCUUAGAGACAGUCGCCGUCUCCAGUCCCAGCCUUCUAAAGUGGCCCCGGCUACAAUUCUCAGAUGUUAUUUGGAUGAGAGAGAGAGACAGAAACAGCAUACUUCAGAGAGUGAAUUUGGUUCACCGGGGCAAUAACAGCAACAACAACAGAAAGAAGAGGAAAAAAAGGGGGAAAAAACGAAGCACAAUCGGUGCAGAGAGUGCAAGAGGAAAAACUAAUAAUGACAUUUCGUGGGAGAUUCGAGUGAGUGGCUUUGCAAGCGCCGGAGAGGGCAGCUUCUGAAAUCAUCUUUGAAGGAAAAACCCAGGCUAAAACUUGGAUUUUUUUUUUUAGAAAGGGAAACUUAGACACACCAACCAACACUACAGGUUGCAAUUCAUCGCAACUAGUUGAACAAAUAUUUACCUGCUUGUUUGGAUAGCUUUUAUUAUUUUUCCUCCCGCACUUAAGCGAAGCAGCGGCGCUUAACCCGAAUGUUGUGUGUGUGUGUGUGUGUCUGUGUGAGAGAGAGCGUGUUUGUGUGUGUGUGUGUGUUUGUGUUUUAGUCUCAUUUCAACCCCACACAUAGAUUAGGGGAGCAACCAAAAAAAAUCUUUUCGGAAGAUCUUUCAAACUGGGAGAGAAAAGUUUGGAUUUGCGCUUCCAAAACACUAAAGUGAGAAUAUCUUCCCGAUAUCUUGGACUUAAAACCAGACUCCGAUCUUCAAUCCCGGGAGAUGCCUCGCCUACCCCCGAGAAUCAUGUGGCUAUUCCUGCACUUGCUCACCCUUUCGUCCGUAAUCCAGGACUCCAGGCAGACCACGGCCCACUUCAGGACGUACGUGGAAAACCACACCAGACACUCGGAUGACUUGAGUCGUAAACAAAUACGGAUCUACCAGCUAUACAGCCGGACCAGCGGCAAACACGUCCAGGUGCUGGGCAAGAAGAUCAACGCCAACGGGGAGGACGGUGGCAAAUACGCUCUUCUGGUGGUGGAGACCGACACCUUCGGUAGUCACGUGAGGAUCAAGGGGAAAGAGACCGGCCACUAUAUCUGCAUGAGCAAACGUGGGAAGAUUCUCGGCAAGCUGAACGGGAAGAACCGCGAGUGCGUGUUCGUGGAGGAGGUGCUGGAGAACAACUACACGGCCCUGAUGUCGGCCAAGUACAAGGGCUGGUACCUGGGUUUCACCAGGAAGGGGCGCCCCAGGAAGGGCUCCAAGACGGAGCAGAACCAGAGGGAGGUGCACUUCAUGAAGAGGCUGCCCAAGGACAAGGAAGACCACCACAAGCCUUUCAAGUUCACCACCGUGACGAAAAGAACUCGCAGGACCCGUCACCAGAGGCGAGGCAGAGGCUGAGGGACCCUCUGCCGACCAGCCACCACUGACUGUCUUGGGAUAAAUAUUUGCGUUUGUUUUUUUUUUUUAAAUCAAAACCUAAAGAUGCUUUAUUUUUAUACUCGUGGAAGGGACUGUUCUCAGCUGACCUCUAUUUAAAGGGUAACUGGGCGUGUUUGUGUGUGCGUGUGUGGGUGUGUGAACGUGUGCGUGAGUGUUUCAGUCUGCGUCCAGGUUAUUUAUAAGACGGACUAUUUUGCCACAGAGUCAAUAGACAAUAGACAAUGGGUGUAGAAGGAGGCCAUUCGGCCCUUUCGAGCCAGCACCGCCUUUCAAUGUGAUCAUGGCCGAUCGUCCACAAUUUCGCAUUUACUCCCAACACAUCAACAGCAAUUUAGACUAUAAACAAUAGGUGCAGGAGUAGGCCAUUCGGCCCUUCGAGCCAGCACCGCCAUUCAAUGUGAUUAAACGGGUCCUUUUCACAAUGGCAGGCAGUGACUAGUGGGGUACCGCAAGGCUCAGUGCUGGGACCCCAGCUAUUUACAAUAUAUAUUAAUGAUCUGGAUGAGGGAAUUGAAUGCAACAUCUCCAAGUUUGCGGAUGACACUAAGCUGGGGGGAAGUGUUAGCUGUGAGGAGGAUGCUAGGGGACUGCAAGGUGACUUGGAUAGGCUGGGUGAGUGGGCAAAUGUUUGGCAGAUGCAGUAUAAUGUGGAUAAAUGUGAGGUUAUCCAUUUUGGUGGCAAAAACAGGAAAGCAGACUCAUAUCUAAAUGGUGGCCGAUUAGGAAAAGGGGAGAUGCAACGAGACCUGGGUGUCAUGGUACACCAAUCAUUGAA